GCGCCUCACCAUCAUGAGGUCCUUCUUCAUGCUGCUGCUCUCCCUUUUACUGGUGUCCCAUGGAUCCUCAGCAGUUAUAACAGGGGCCUGUGAGAAGGACUCCCAGUGCGGAGGGGGCAUGUGCUGUGCAGUGAGCUUGUGGAUCCGCAGCCUCCGCAUGUGCACCUCUAUGGGCCAGGAGGGAGAUGAGUGCCAUCCUCUGAGCCAUAAAAUUCCAUACUUGGGUAAAAGACUGCACCACACUUGCCCCUGUCUGCCCAACCUGGCGUGCAUCACUAUAGAGGAGGGGAAAUCUAAAUGUUUGUCACCAUAUAAUUACCCAGACUACUACCUCUGA
This is a messenger RNA of Boleophthalmus pectinirostris (great blue-spotted mudskipper), 337 nucleotides long. RefSeq names its product prokineticin 2 (gene prok2). The coding region runs from base 14 to 337 and encodes 107 amino acids. The record is from RefSeq and is a predicted model, not a curated record. NCBI's taxonomy places the organism in Eukaryota, Metazoa, Chordata, Actinopteri, Gobiiformes, Gobiidae. The transcript has 3 exons.